UCUGGAAGUAAAACUCACUAUGUCUAAUCUUAUGCACUGGAUUGUACGAACAUGUGGGAUCUUCAUUUCGAUGGCGCUCUUACUAAUAAAUUCAGAAAAGAUUGUUUCACAUGUUGGCUUAAAUAUUUCAGCAAUUAACUCGAAAAUUUUAAUUUGUAUUUUAUAUUUAGGCUUUUUUGCAAGUUGUGCAGCUUCGAUAGUGCUUUACAGGGUAUUUACGUUUAAUAAUUGUGAAGCUGCUUCUCUCGAGCUCAAAAAGCAAACGGAAGAUGCAAAGUCGGAUUUACUUCGGAAAGGAAUAAAGUUGAAAGAAAAUUAGUUUUUUAAUCUAAGGAGACACAAGACUUCCAAUUUUUAUAAUUGAAACUCAAAAAUAUAAUGUUAUAUUUAUAAAAUAA
This is a messenger RNA of Leptopilina heterotoma, 398 nucleotides long. RefSeq lists its product as uncharacterized. Bases 20 to 319 code for a protein of 99 amino acids. The record is from RefSeq and is a predicted model, not a curated record. NCBI's taxonomy places the organism in Eukaryota, Metazoa, Arthropoda, Insecta, Hymenoptera, Figitidae. The transcript has 3 exons.